CGCUCUGUUCUUCAUUGUAAGGUAUUAGAUAGUAAUUCUGGUUUCUCUGUCUCUGACUUUGAAAUGCUGUCUCCUGUGGUUUCUUUUAGGUGGUUUAUGCUGCACUUGGCAUCCUUGUUGCUGACUGAGAAACAGAAAGUAUCUUUUGAUCAAGAGAACUCGACGUUCACGAGGCGGUUUUCAAAAGAACAAAACCUUUUGUCUGAAAUCUUUUUCUCAAACGUUUCUCUACACUGCAAUAAUCAGCUACAGAGGUCAUCUACAAACUGAAGAUGAGUCUCACAGAUGAAAUCACCACCCAUGGAGACCCAUUGUUAAAGGGAACAAAUAUAGAAGACCUCAUUAAAAAGAACAAGCCUUUGUGUGAGCUUGUUCAGCAGUGUGGAGGUAUAUAUCACGUAUUUAACAAUAAAAACCUGGGGAGCAGAGACCAGGUCAGUGUGCUACUGCAAAAAAUAGACAGAAUGAUGGAGAACAAAGGAGGAAUCUAUGACUCCAGACAGGAGGAGGAGAAAGGAGGAGAAAGCAGGAUAAGAAGAAAAGAAGAUGAACAAAAACAGAAAGAGGAAGAACAAAGAUACAACAAAGAUACUGAUACUGCUGCUGGUGCUGCUUUUGGUUCUUCUAUUGGUGCUGCUGGUUAUGCUGCUACUUGUGCUGCUGGUGGCGCUGCUGGUGGUGCUGCUAAUGGUGGUGCUGCUAGUGAUGCUGCUAAUAGUGCUGCUGGUGGUGCUGCAAGUGGUGCUGCUACUGGUGGUGCUGCUACUGAUGCUGCAGGUGGUGCUGCAAGUGGUGCUGUUAGUGGGGCUGCAAGUAGUGCUGCUAGUGGUGCUGCUGGUGGUGCUGCAAGUGGUGCUGCUAGUGGUGCUGCAGGUGGUGCUGCUGGUGGUGCUGCAAGUGGUGGUGGUGCUGCAGGUGGUGGUGGUGCUGGUGCUGCAAUUGGUGCUGCAAUUGGUGCUGCUGCUGGUGCUGCAAUUGGUGCUGCUACUGGUGCUGCAAUUGGUGCUGCUGCUGGUGCUGCAAGUGGUGCUGCUACUGGUGCUGCAAGUGGUGCUGCUGGUGGUGCUGCAAGUGGUGCUGCAAGUGGUGCUGCAAGUGGUGCUGCUGGUGGUGCUGCAAGUGGUGCUGCAAGUGGUGCUGCUGGUGCUGCUGCUGGUGGUACUGCAAGUGGUGCUGCAGGUGGUGCUGCUGGUGGUACUGCAAGUGGUGCUGCUGGUGGUACUGCAAGUGGUGCUGCAAGUGGUGCUGCAGGUGGUGCUGCUGGUGGUACUGCAAGUGGUGCUGCUGGUGGUGCUGCUGGUGGUACUGCAAGUGGUGCUGCUGGUGGUGCUGUUGGUGCUUUUACUUGUCUUGCUUUUACUUAUGCUAUAUUUCUUACUGUAGCUGUUACAAUUUGGAGAUUUAUAAAGAAGUACUGGAUAUAUAUUCUCAUAAUUGUUGGUGCAGUUGUUGGUGCAGUUGCUGGCUGGGCAGUUGGCAGUUUGCUGGGAUAUGACACACUUGGUAAAGUUCUGUGUACAUUGGGUGGUGUUACUGCUGGUGUUGGUUAUCUGAUCGAUUCUAAAAAAAAUAGUACAUGACCUGAAGUUAUGGAAGAGUUCAUACUGUCACUGUUAAAAGUGUAUCCUACACUUUCUUAAUUAACAUUGAGCACUUAUUUAGGCAGUUGCUAAUUAAAAUGAACAAUUGAAGUUUAUUUCAUAUCAUAUAUGUCUUUGCUUAUUUUUGUUGCUUACAUUGUAUAUGUCAUCUCAUUUAUUAUUCAAGUGUCAUUUAUUAUUCAGAGUUCACAUACAUGUAUUUUAUAUUUUUCUCUAAAGAUCCUACAAACCCUGGUUAAUUUACCAUUUACCUGUAAAGUAGUUCAUACAGUCAUGCUUAC
Pangasianodon hypophthalmus (striped catfish) is the source of this 1882-nucleotide messenger RNA. RefSeq lists its product as uncharacterized. Gene Ontology annotation, biological process: transmembrane transport. Gene Ontology annotation, cellular component: membrane. The coding region runs from base 547 to 1383 and encodes 278 amino acids. Gene Ontology annotation, molecular function: transmembrane transporter activity. The record is from RefSeq and is a predicted model, not a curated record. NCBI's taxonomy places the organism in Eukaryota, Metazoa, Chordata, Actinopteri, Siluriformes, Pangasiidae. The transcript has 2 exons.